AUGAAGACAUCUUUGUUUAUGGUCGGCGCUAGCGCCAUUCUGGCUUCGGCCAGUCCCAUUGGAAACGCUUUUCAGGAGCGUGCCAUGGAGACCAAAUGGGUCUACGAGGUUGUCACUGUUGUUGUCACUGAAGGUGCUGAGCCCAAGAAGGCUGCUCACACCGCCACUGUCUACGAGGCCCCCCAGGCUCCCAAGGUCACCCAGGAAGCUGUCAAGGUCGUCAAGGAGCAGCCCGCUCCUGCUCCUGUCGUUGUCAAGGAGGAGGCUCCUGCUCCUGUCGUCAAGGAGGAACCUGCUAAGCCUAAAGUCGUCACUGUCUGGGUCGACCCUAAGCCUACCUCCAAGGUUGUCAAGGAGUACAGCGAGGAGAAGGUCGUUGUGAAGCCUGCCGCUCCCUCCCCUGUUUACGAGGCCCCUGCGCCAGUCGUCGAGAAGGCCCAGACUACCAUCAAGAAGGUCGUCAAGCCUACCCCCACCCGUGCCGAGCCCAAGGUCACCGUUGAAGCUAGCAUCGACACCUCUGAUCUUUCUCUCGAGGGUGCCUACGACACCGUCAUGCUUGCCUACCACAACAUCCACCGCGCGAACCACUCUGCCCCCGCUCUUGAGUGGGACGAUGAGCUCGCCGGCUACGCCGAGAACACUGCCAACGGCUGUGUCUUCGAGCACGACAUGGACCAAGGGAAUGGCGGUUACGGCCAGAACCUCGCAUCCUGGGGUGCUACCAGCGACAUUGAUGGACUCAAGAACAAGGCUGCUGCUGGUGGUAUUACCAACCAGUGGUACGACAGUGAGAUGUCCAACUGGGCUUUCUAUGGCCAGGAGAACCCCCCCUCCGACAUGAACAUUGACCUCUACGGUCACUUCACCCAGGUUGUCUGGAAGGACUCCACCAAGGUCGGCUGUGCCACUGUCAAGUGCGCUGCGGGGACUGUCCUCAGCUUCCCCUCAUGGUACACAGUUUGCAACUACAACCCUCAGGGUAACUUUGGUGGCCGCUACGGCGACAACGUCCUCAAGCCCGAGGGAGCCAAACGUGUUACUGUUUAG
Molecule: messenger RNA, 1050 nt
Organism: Fusarium venenatum
Lineage: Eukaryota; Fungi; Ascomycota; Sordariomycetes; Hypocreales; Nectriaceae
Product: CAP domain-containing protein
Cellular component (GO): extracellular region
Source: RefSeq, a predicted model, not a curated record